Molecule: messenger RNA, 3752 nt
Organism: Solea senegalensis (Senegalese sole)
Lineage: Eukaryota; Metazoa; Chordata; Actinopteri; Pleuronectiformes; Soleidae
Gene: crtac1b
Product: cartilage acidic protein 1b
Exons: 15
Coding region: 103-2007 (634 amino acids)
Biological process (GO): axonal fasciculation
Molecular function (GO): calcium ion binding
Source: RefSeq, a predicted model, not a curated record
CCUCAGCACGAUUAGCUGACGGGCUCUGCCUCUCCUCUGCCUCUGCGGGCUGUCAGUCGCUGGAGGAUUUGUCGGAGUUUACGAGCCUCUCAUUCUGUGAGGAUGUUGUUGUGGCUGGUUUUGUUCCUGCCUGCCCACUCCUUGGCUCAGCGAUCCGAGCCCAUGUUCUCCGCCAUAACCAAGACCGUGCUCCCCCCUGACUACGACAACAACCCCACUCAGCUCAACUAUGGUGUGGCUGUCACCGACGUGGACGGAGACGGAGACCUGGAGAUUUUCGUCGCUGGCUACAACGGGCCAAACCUGGUGCUGAAGUACGACAAGCAGAGGAAGAGGCUUAUCAACAUCGCCGUUGACAACCGUAGCUCUCCUUUCUACGCCCUGAGAGACCGCCAAGGCAAUGCCAUCGGAGUGGCAGCGUGUGACAUCGACGGAGACGGUCGGGAGGAGAUUUAUGUCCUGAACACCAACAAUGCCUUCUCCGGUCGGGCGACAUAUUCUGACAAGCUGUUUAAGUUCCGUAAUGGACGCUUCGAAGAUCUACUGAGCGAUGACAUUAACGAACACAGAGAUGUAGCAAACCGAAUGGCUGGGCGCUCAGUGGCCUGUGUGGACAGAAAGGGUACGGGGCGUUACGCUAUCUACAUCGCGAACUAUGCCAGUGGCACCGUGGGUCCUCACGGUCUCAUAGAGAUGGACGAGACAGCGAGUGACCUUUCACAGGGCGUCAUCGCCCUCUCCAGCGUCGCCGAGCAGGCCGGGGUCAACAAGUUCACAGGAGGGCGAGGCGUCGUGGUGGGGCCCAUUGUCAGUCAAACGCUGUCCGAUGUCUUCUGCGACAACGAGUACGGGCCAAACUUCCUGUUCAGGAACAACGGAGAUGGAACGUUCACCGAUGUGGCGCAGCAGACUGGUGUGGAGGACCCCAUGCAGCAUGGAAGAGGCGUGGCUCUGGCAGAUUUCAACCGCGACGGCAAGACGGACAUCGUCUACGGGAACUGGAACGGACCUCAUCGCCUGUACAUGCAGCAGAAUAACCGCAAACAGAAGUUCAAGGACAUAGCAUCCCAGAAGUUUGCCAUGCCGUCUCCGGUUCGCACCGUCAUCGUCGCAGACUUCGACAACGACAAUGAGCUGGAGGUUUUCUUCAAUAACAUCGCCUACAGAGGCCCCUCUGCCAACAGGCUCUUUAGGGUGAGCAGGAGAGAGCACGGCGACCCACAGAUAGAAGAGCUGAAUGUUGGCGAGGCAUCAGAGCCUGAAGGGAGAGGAACAGGAGCUGUAGCCACAGACUUUGAUGGCGAUGGCCACCUAGAACUGUUGGUGUCUCAUGGUGAAAGUGCAGCACAGCCGCUCUCUGUCUACAAAGUCAACCAGGGUUCCACUAACUCAUGGCUCCGAGUAAUUCCCCGGACCAAAUUUGGUGCUUUCGCCAGAGGAGCUAAAGUGGUGGUGUACACAAAAAAGACAGGGCCACACACACGGAUCAUCGACGGUGGCUCGGGAUACCUGUGUGAGAUGGAGCCGGUCGCCCACUUUGGACUUGGCAAGGACGUGGCCACCAACGUGGAGGUUUACUGGCCAGAUGGUCGCUCAGUGGCUCGACCCCUGGAACCUUCAGAGAUGAACUCAGUGCUGGAAAUCCACUAUCCAAGAGACGAGGAGGAAAUCACUGCUACUACAGAAAUAGAGUGUGGUCACGGGUUUGCUCUGAAUGAAAAUGGCCGCUGCACUGAUCAGGACGAGUGCACCCAGUUCCCCUCGGUGUGCCCCUCUGACCGCCCCGUCUGCAUCAACACCUAUGGCAGCUAUAAGUGUCGUGCCAAGAGGAGAUGCAAUCAGGGCUUUGAGCCCAGCGAUGAUGGGUCAGCCUGUGUGGCUCAGGUGGCUUACUUUGGGGGGGCACAGUCCUCUGGGGAAUGCAAGUGGUCGCGCCUUUCUUUCUGGUUGCUUUGUGUCUCUGUGUUAGCACUCCUCGCAGACCAUCUUCAGACAGGAACACUGUAGCUGCCAGUAUCUUCUCCCCCCCUUCCUAACUCUCUCCACUGCUGAGCGGGGAUGUACAAAAACUCUCAAGAGAACACUUUUCACUGAAACCUCUACUACUACUACUACUUCUUCUUCUUCUUCUUCUUCUUCUCUAUGGAUGUCUAUCAUUUUUCCAUCAGUGAUUUGCAGCGUUGAUCCCUCUGCACCGCUGCCAUGUGUCACCUCUUGGCUCCCAGCCCUCUGGACUAUAAAGAAGCGCACAGGGAGCAUGCUCGCUGGGAGCUACGAGGCUCAGAAAGUGACUGUGUCACACCCGCAGAGUGCUCACGUCAUCACCUGGCACUUAACUUGGUAGGACCUGAACUGAGGCCAAGUCAAUAAGUGGUGCCGCAGCAGCGCAUAAACCUCUGCAUGUACAGAACUGGCUCUGCAGACCACAUUCAUUAGAGACCCGCUGAGGCCCCAUCUGUAUCUCUGCAAUGCUGCACACAUUCAUCCAGACAAUGUCACUCUCAUUCUUAGUAUGGGCUCAGUGGGAUGCUGCUUGUAUGAGUGUGUGUGCGUGUGUGCGAGAGUGUGCGACAUCCAACAGGCAGUCCGCCACAGGAGCAUACGCCACACCAUCUGUCGCCGAUGGUAAGAUUACAUUUUGUUAUCUAUGAAUAAUACAGCAGCACAACCAAGAGGAUAAACACACGUGAGUGUGUGUGUGUGUUUUUAAAUGCAGUAACUGGCAGGUGCACUUGAACGCAUCGCAAUUUAUCCAUCGCUUUUAAAAUCACCCGCCGAAUUAUUAAGUUCAAGUUGUAGAUGUGAACUUUAACCCCCGAGCAUCGGCUCAUGAUAUUUACUGUGAACGUCGUGUCUUACAUUAACGUCGAGCAGAGGUCGACUGAUGCAGGUUUUUCUCUUGCCAAUGCGGAUCUUUAGAAAUCAGUGCCGAUAUUUGUUUCUGAUAAAACAUAACAAUGCAUAAAACACUUAAAUAUUAAAUACAAGAAAACUCUUAUUAAUCAAUAAUAAUCGAGCGAUGAGCUUUUUUGUGCCUAAUUAAUCAAAUUAGGUUGAAAGAAGGAAAUGAUGUGACGACACAGAUUAAGCAUAUUUGCUGUCAAUUUAAAUCUCUCAUGGUUUAUUUUAACAUUAGAACUAAAUUGCAGAUAAGACACACUUUAUAAAAUGACCAAAAUGAUGAAUGCACAAGUCAGUUUGUGAGUGAGAGGAGAGAAGAACUGUCCUACUGAAUGUAUUUAUUGACACUUAGUUAUCUGACUGUGAAUAUCGGCUGCUGUUCUAUCAUUUUACUUGCCGCUUUGGUUAUUUAUCUUUUAAUCCAACACUUUGUCAUAUUUUGGCAGAAACGAUUACCCAGAGGUGAGAACUGACAGAUAUUUGCUUUCACAUCAGUUCUCCUCUCAAUAAUCUACACAACAACAACAACACAACUCCAAACAUACCACAGUGUUAGAGGACACUAGCGGGAGACAAGUCCAUCAAGUGUUGACGAGCACAGUCCUCCAGAGUCAAGGCUUUGUACGUCUGUGUGUUUCAUGGACAGCUUUUUUUUUUCCACCCCCAAAAAAUCUGACACAUUCCAUUCAAGAACCAGCCGCAUGUGCAGCCCCGUGACAUCGCCGUGCCGACCCCACAGAUGCCACCUGUAAAUAUCAGCCAUCGUCAGCUGAGCCUCACAGACUGAGCACAUCUGAACACACACAGACUGGAGGAUGAGAAGCACUCAGUUUGUGCAGAAAUGUUCACUA